AUGACUAUCAAGGCUGUUAUUUUUGACAUGGGAGGCGUUUUGAUAGAGUCACCUUCUGGAAUGUGGAUAGGGAUGGAAACAGACCUAAAAAUUGACAAAGGCUCAUUAUUUGCUGCCAUGCUGGACCCAGUUUUGAAAACGGAUACGGAAGCUUUAGAAAGAGGGGAAAUUACAGCCGAAGAGUUUGAUCCGAUUUUCACACAAUUCUACAAUAAGCAGUAUGGACGCAAUGAAGAGCGGGUUCCAUUGAUUUUAUCGGUUGUUAAGAAAUUGUAUGACAUUCAUUUGGUUCCGGAAAUGAUUGAAUUACUGAAGGACUUACGAAAAGCUGGAAUCAAGGUAGCUCUUCUUACCAAUAACUUCCUUGCCGAUCGAGAUCGGCAAAUUCCUACUCUCCCGAAAGGACUCGAGAAAUACUUUGACGUGGUCGUCGAGUCGUGCAGAGUUGGAAUGCGAAAACCUGAAGAUGCCAUAUAUCAUCAUACAUGCGAGCUAUUAGAGUUGAAACCAGAAGAAUGCAUGUUUCUUGAUGACCUUGGAGUAAAUGUGAAAGCGGCGAGAGAUUUAGGCAUAAAAACUAUCAAGGUGACUCACCCUCCGACGGCUGCUAUGGAAGUGAGAACAGCUUUGAAGGACUUGCUCAUAUCUUCAGCACAAGAAAAAGACUCCCUAUGA
Messenger RNA from Cylicocyclus nassatus, 675 nucleotides. NCBI's taxonomy places the organism in Eukaryota, Metazoa, Nematoda, Chromadorea, Rhabditida, Strongylidae. The record is from the annotation of a GenBank genome assembly.